GUAGUGCGUUGAUUUCAUACCAAACUCAUACUUCACAUUCCACUUAUACUGUCAAACCUCUGACAAAUAAUACGGAAAACAACAAGGCGCCAAAUUGUAACAAAGUUACAAAAAAAAAAAAAGCGCAGCUGGUCUCACUGGGAAGAAUAGGGAGAGUGCCAGAAUUAAAAAAAGUUCCCAGCUGAAUCCAGUACAUCCAGCCUUGAGGAUUUCAGCAGUUAUAUCAAGAGGUCCAAGGAGACACCGACACGAUUUGGAGGAAUAACUUCAGACUGGUUUGGACCUCUGCAUCCUGAAGAUUUCCCACUGAUCCUUUGAUCUUGGGGCUCAGGGCCGGGCCCAGGGGGAGCCGCCACCAUUGCGUCCAACGAGUGGAGUGCCAACGGUAGCCCAGAAGAUGGGCUGGAUGGGGAAAAUGAGGACAAGACCAUGGAAGGAGACGCAGAGGGCGUUUGGAGCCCGGAUAUUGAGCAGAGUUUUCAGGAGGCCCUUGCCAUCUAUCCUCCCUGUGGCAGAAGGAAAAUUAUCCUGUCAGAUGAAGGAAAAAUGUAUGGUCGCAAUGAAUUGAUAGCAAGGUACAUCAAGCUGAGGACAGGCAAAACCCGCACGCGAAAGCAGGUGUCUAGUCACAUACAGGUGUUAGCACGGAAGAAAGUCCGCGAAUACCAGGCGGGUAUAAAGGUUUCUAGCCACUUGCAGGUUCUCGCCCGAAGAAAAUCUCGCGAGAUCCAGUCAAAGCUAAAGGCAAUGAAUUUGGAUCAAGCAUCCAAAGACAAAGCCUUGCAGAAUAUGGCAGCCCUGUCGUCUGCACAGAUUGUCUCGCCUAGUAUGAUAAAGAACCACCUUCCUCCUCUGUCUCCUGCCCCAUACCAACCAGCUAGAUUCUGGCCCGCUCCGAUCCCAGUACAGCCAGGACCAUCUCAGGAGAUGAUUCUAGAGGUCAACCCGGGAAGGAUUCCUGGGCCCGUCUGCACCAGCCAUGUCAUCAAACCUUUUGUACAGCCCCCAUACUCAACACUGCCAGGCUCUGUACAACAACCCAUACCUGCCUAUGAGCCCUUAGCGCCCCCCCCUGCACCAUCAGCGACCGCAGUACCAGUGUGGCAAGACCGGACGAUCGCUUCGUCUAAACUGCGGAUGCUUGAGUACUCUGCCUUUAUGGAGGUCCAGAGAGACCCGGACAUUUACAGCAAACACUUGUUUGUCCACAUUGGACAGACGAAUCCUUCCUACAGUGACCCGCUCCUUGAGGCUGUGGAAAUCCGACAGAUCUACGACAAGUUCCCUGAAAAAAAAGGCGGGCUGAAAGAACUUUAUGAGAAAGGACCCCAGAAUGCUUUUUUCCUCGUCAAAUUCUGGGCUGACCUGAAUAGCAGCGGGAUGCUGGAUGGGCCGGGUUCAUUCUACGGUGUAAGCAGCCAGUACAGCAGUAUGGAGAACAUGACGAUCACAGUUUCAACUAAAGUCUGCUCAUUCGGCAAACAGGUUGUAGAGAAAGUCGAGACAGAAUACGCUCGCCUGGAGGGAGGAAAGUAUGUUUACAGGAUCCACCGCUCUCCUAUGUGCGAAUACAUGAUCAACUUUAUCCACAAACUCAAACACUUACCUGAAAAGUACAUGAUGAAUAGUGUUCUUGAAAACUUUACGAUCCUACAGGUGGUGACGAACCGUGACACCCAGGAGACCCUGCUCUGUAUAGCAUUUGUUUUUGAGGUUUCCAAUAGUGAACAUGGAGCUCAGUAUCAUGUCUACAGACUUGUAAAAGACUAACAGCUUAUCAAGAUGGUUCUGGAGAAGCCAGACUAAGCGUGACGCAAUCUCUCUACGACCAUCUCAACCUUCCAGGAAAAACUACAACAGAAACAUUCAACAAUGCUAGACCGGACUAACAUGGACACACUUUACGCUUUAAGGACAGUAUGCAAGGAAAAAUACAAAUGCACAAACUGUGGAUAACAAGCUGUUUUGUAUGUGAUUAAACAAGAUGAAGUGGGUCACCUUGUAUUUGAUGAAGAUUGAAAUAUUAAAUUGAGGGAUGGAGAAUGUGUUUAUGGGGUUGGAAAGUCUUCUAUGGUGGCAGUAAGAGAAGUGCAUAUUGGCCUGUAAAGUGGAGGGAUUUGGACAACAGAAUGGGAAGAACUUGAAGAAAGGUGUUCAGGUUUGUUAAUACAGCAAGUGCCUUUUUUAACCAAAGGUUUUACCAUUGCCUGCCACUUUGGACUGCCUUUUUUACUACCUCUUGUUUUUGAAUGAACAAAAGAUGUUCACACAGUUGUGUUUUGUUACCAAAAUAUUGGAAUCUGAUCAACAUCUGUGAGGGCAGUUUUUGUAUUUGGGCACACAGAGGAAUGGGAUUACUAAUUUUUAUGUGGCCUGAUUUAAUUUAAUUUCCCUUUGGGAUUACUAAAGUAUUUUUUUAUUGAAUUGAAUUUACAAAAUAUGACAUAAAAAAGAAAUUCUAAACAAAAUGUUCAACAGUCCAUGUGGAAUGGGGGAAUACUGAUACUGUUGAUGUGUUGUCGUAAUUCUGCUUAUGGUUUUACAUCUUAAUACACAGUUAAAGAUCCGGUCUUACCAGAAUCUAUCUGUUACUGACAUUUGACACUAGGGAUGUCUUGUAUCAUUGCAAUUUAACAGGAAUCCAGGGCUUUACCUUCCUUGUGAGACCCCCUGUUAUUUCCUGCUGUUUGAAGACGUGUGCUCAGAUGCACUUAUUAAAAAAUAACAUAGGGGGUGCAGCAACAGCAGUGCUUAUUUUCUGACUUGAGUUAUGUAGCAUAAUUGAAUAACUUCUUUCUGUACUGUGAGUCAGUGGAUAUUAAAGGAAUAUGUGUUACAUAGGAGUAUUUUUGGGGGGCUUUUUGUUGAUAUUUGUGACCAUGUAACUCAACACAGAGACCAUGGUUAAAGGGGGAGCGGUUAAUCACUGUUUCUUUUGUUUAAAAAAGAGAUUGUAUGCUGUGAAGUUGCUUUAUUUGCUUCACUCUUCUCCAUGUAAUUUGUGGAGAAGCUGCAUUCACUGGUAGAAAGUUCAGUUUUAUAUUUAAGACAGUUUUUUUUUUACAAACAAAAUAAUUAUGAAAUCAGUUCAAAUGAUUUGAUGAAAAAGAACUAUUGCCUCUGUGGAGUAUGACUAUUGAUUGUUAUUUAUGGGGUUUGAGGAGAAAUAUCGAAAGGGCGGGAAGGGGUUUCUGAAGACAUGUUGAUAAUUUUCCAUUGCGAUAAAGGUAUUAAAACUCUGGCAUAAGUUUUAUUUGAGACAGAAUUAACUUUUGACUCCACGAUUUCUGCUAGACAAGCAUUGGUUCUGUGAGCUCCACUGGAAAACAUUGCUAUAAGAGAGCAAAUUUAAAAUGUAUCUGUGAUUUUGGAUGAAACUUCACAGCCUAAAUACAAAUAACACUUCUCCUUUUGCAGGUCUCAUAGUUUAUCUUUUAUAGACAUUUUUUGCCAUCAUCAAAAUUAAUGUUUUGAUUCUGUUGUUUUUUGACCUUCAGUGUUUGCCAUAUGUUACACUGAAAAUAAUGUGUGAUUGUGCUGGUAUUGAUAAUACUGAGUUAUCUAAUGUAUCAUAUUCGGAAUGGUGUGGGAAGUUUUUUUUUUUCUUUUUUGGUUUAAGGUGGUUUACUAUUGUCUUUGUUACAAUUGUGCAUUGCAAUUUUAUACUUAAAAAUAGAGGUUGGACUAUGUAAUCAACAAAUGUAUCUAAUAACACAAGACACAUGGUGCCUUUGGGGCCAUUUUCCCCAGAAAAAGUCAUUAAAUUUAUGUUAAUUUG
Molecule: messenger RNA, 3778 nt
Organism: Girardinichthys multiradiatus
Lineage: Eukaryota; Metazoa; Chordata; Actinopteri; Cyprinodontiformes; Goodeidae
Product: transcriptional enhancer factor TEF-5-like
Exons: 16
Coding region: 430-1770 (446 amino acids)
Biological process (GO): positive regulation of transcription by RNA polymerase II; hippo signaling; embryonic organ development
Cellular component (GO): transcription regulator complex
Molecular function (GO): DNA-binding transcription factor activity, RNA polymerase II-specific; RNA polymerase II cis-regulatory region sequence-specific DNA binding
Source: RefSeq, a predicted model, not a curated record